Papaver somniferum (opium poppy) is the source of this 2001-nucleotide messenger RNA. RefSeq names its product probable acyl-activating enzyme 5, peroxisomal. Lineage: Eukaryota; Viridiplantae; Streptophyta; Magnoliopsida; Ranunculales; Papaveraceae. The transcript has a single exon. The record is from RefSeq and is a predicted model, not a curated record. Bases 35 to 1693 code for a protein of 552 amino acids.
CUAGUAAAGAAGUUUUUGUAGCUUCAGACUUCAGAUGGAUUUGUUGACACCAAGUGCAGCAAAUUCAUCACCAAUAACCCCAGUAAGGUUCUUAGAGAGAGCAGCAACAGUAUACGGUGAUUAUACAUCAAUCAUCUACAACAAAACAACUUACACAUGGAAUCAAACUAAUCGUAGAUGUCUUCAACUUGCAUCAGCUUUGAAAUCAAUCAUCGGUAUUAAACGUGGAGAUAUUAUCUCAGUUUUAUCUCCAAAUAUACCGGCUAUGUAUGAACUUCAUUUCGCAGUACCAAUGAGUGGUGCCAUAUUAAACACCAUCAACACGCGUCUUGACGCACGUACUAUUUUUAUACUCCUAUGUCAUAGUGAAGCAAAACUCAUCUUUGUCGAAUGUCACUCCCACUCUGUAGUUCUUGAAGCAUUUUCUCUUUUGCCACCGGAAACUCACCCCCCUAUGCUCAUUUUGAUCAAUGAUAAUGGGGAUGUCAUUGAAAACUCAUCAUUUACUGUUGAUUCUAAUCUCGAAUUUACCUACGAGAGUUUGUUAACGAGAGGUGAUCCUGAUUUUCAGUGGGAACGACCUCGGAGCGAGUGGGAUCCAAUGGUGUUGAACUAUACUUCAGGCACAACGGCAUGUCCCAAAGGGGUAGUCCAUUCUCACCGAGGCCUUUUCAUCGCGGCAGUUGAUUCUUUGGUUGAUUGGUCCGUACCAAAACAACCUAUCUUUCUGUGGACCUUGCCAAUGUUUCAUGCAAACGGAUGGUGCUUCCCUUGGGGCAUGGCAGCAGUUGGUGCGACCAACAUAUGUCUACACAAAUUUGAUGCUGCGUCACUUUAUGAUUUGAUCCGUCAACACAGAGUGACCCAUAUGUGUGCGGCACCAGUUGUGCUAAAUAUGUUAGCGAAUCAGCCUGGUAUAGAACCACUGACCAACCGCAUUCACAUUUUAACAGCUGGAGCGCCACCCCCAGCACCAGUGCUUCUUCGAACAGAAUCAUUGGGGUUUGUGGUGAGCCAUGGUUACGGGUUAACCGAAACUGCAGCAAUCGUCGUGUCUUGUCCAUGGAAACAUGAGUGGAACAAAUUACCAGCAACAGAAAGGGCUAGGUUGAAAGCAAGACAAGGAGUGAAAACACUUGGAAUGACUGAAGUUGAUGUGUUGGAUCCGGAAUCGGGUGCAAGUGUAAAACGAGACGGAUUGUCCUUAGGUGAGAUUGUUUUACGAGGUGGUUCGGUUUUUUUGGGGUAUUUUAAAGAUGCGAUAGGUACGAGUAAAUGUUUGAAAGAUGAUGGAUGGUUUUACACAGGGGAUGUGGGUGUUCUACACCCUGAUGGAUACUUAGAGAUUAAAGAUAGGUCAAAAGAUAUGAUUAUAAGUGGUGGGGAGAAUAUAAGCAGCGUCGAAGUUGAGUCUGUAUUGUAUUCGCACCCGGCCAUUGAUGAAGCCGCUGUGGUUGCUCGUCCAGAUGAAUAUUGGGGUGAAACGCCUUGUGCAUUUGUGAGUUUGAAACCGGAGAAGAGCCAGCCGUCACAAAAGGACAUUAUAGAGUUUUGCAGGGCGAAAAUGCCUCACUAUAUGGUACCUAAAACUGUUGUUUUUGAAGAGUCUCUUCCUAAAACUGCUACUGGUAAGAUUCAGAAAUUUGUGCUUCGCGAAAAAGCUAAAGCUGUGGGUGCAGCUCGCCGUAUUUAAAUGUUUUUGAGGAAUUGACUGAGAUGAGUUCAUGCAAAAUGCUUGCAUUUACAUGCAUUAUUAUCAGAUUAUGUCAUCAUUUAAAUGUACCAUGCAUGUUCAUAGAACUACUGCAACCACCCUUCGGAAACUAAGCGGCUAUUUUUCUCUGCAUACUCUUGUAUCUCCUUGAUCAGUGGACUCAUAUUAGCUUGUAAAGCAACAACAUUCUCUUCUGCCUCCUUCAACGCUUUCUUUGCUGCAGCCAACUUUGUAUUCUCUACCUGUAAUAAAUCAACCUGCUCUAUAAAUUCAGCGUCAAGCUUUUU